Messenger RNA from Prunus mume (Japanese apricot), 672 nucleotides. The record is from RefSeq and is a predicted model, not a curated record. NCBI's taxonomy places the organism in Eukaryota, Viridiplantae, Streptophyta, Magnoliopsida, Rosales, Rosaceae.
AUGGAUAACACAAUUUGGUUGUAUGGAUUUUCCUCCAUGGACAUGAAGUCUACAGCAGCAGUGACAGAAUUUCUGGAGGCAUAUACCGGAAAAGGAACUGUUCAUGCUGUAAAGCUUUUUCCUCCCAAAGAUGGAAAGUCAAGAACAUUUGCCAUUGUUCGGUUCACACAUGCAGAAUUUGCUGAUAUGAUAAUUGUAUUAGCCGAUCAUUUGAGCCUGUGGUACAAUGAGUCUUAUCUGAUAGCCAAAAAAUCAAAGUUUGACAUCGUGCCCGACUCAGAAAUCUUUGAGCACUGCAUGGAACUUGUACGACUUCACUUGGGAUGUAAGAUUUCUGAGGAACAGUUUUCUGUGCUUUGGGAAAGAUCGGAUGUUUUGGUGAAAUUUGGGGUGGGACUUAAGAACAUCUACUUUUUUUUCUCUAAUGCUUCGGUUGAUUACAAGCUUAAGAUCACCCCUGAAAAUGGUAGCCAGAUUGAGCUACGUCGUCCACACGGUCAACUUACAAAGUUUCUUCUCAUCCAGUUACUUGGUGCCCCUCGGCUUUUCAAGAAAGCUUCCGGACAGUGGGUUCAAGGAGUUGAUUUUACUCCAUGCUGCAUUGGACAAUCUUCUGCUAUCUUGUCAGAUCCGUUUUUAAAUUCGGACAGUUGGUUGCAACCUUCCUUCUGA